AUGGCAUCUUCACAAAACCAAAACUCAAACUUUCAAGAUUUCUUGCCUCUUAUGGCCAAUAAGAUAGGUGGUGAUGGUCUUAUUGGAGAACUAUGCAACGGUUUCAAUCUUUUGAUGGAUAGUGAAAAGGGUGUGAUCACUUUUGAUAGUCUUAAAAAGAACUCGGCUUUAUUGGGUUUGCAAGAUUUGAGUGAUGAUGAUUUAAGGUCUAUGUUAAAAGAAGGUGAUUUUGAUGGCGAUGGAGCACUUAAUCAGAUGGAGUUUUGUGUUUUGAUGUUCAGAUUGAGUCCAGAGUUGAUGGAAGAGUCUCAGUUUUUGUUAGAGGAAGCUCUUUUACAGGAGUUCAAAGAUUAUUGUUAA
Messenger RNA from Dovyalis caffra, 360 nucleotides. NCBI's taxonomy places the organism in Eukaryota, Viridiplantae, Streptophyta, Magnoliopsida, Malpighiales, Salicaceae. The record is from the annotation of a GenBank genome assembly.